Caenorhabditis elegans is the source of this 1004-nucleotide messenger RNA. RefSeq names its product Serpentine receptor class gamma (gene srg-57). Lineage: Eukaryota; Metazoa; Nematoda; Chromadorea; Rhabditida; Rhabditidae. The coding region runs from base 1 to 951 and encodes 316 amino acids. Gene Ontology annotation, cellular component: membrane. Gene Ontology annotation, molecular function: transmembrane signaling receptor activity. The record is from RefSeq and is marked reviewed. The transcript has 5 exons. Gene Ontology annotation, biological process: sensory perception of chemical stimulus.
AUGUCUCAAAACCCAUCAUCACCUAUUAUCACUUCAAUGGAGACGGCUGAAAUGGCGUUUUCGGAAAAGGUGUUUGCUUGCUUUCAGUUGUUUUAUGGAAUUCCUUCAUUUGUUGUUAUGCUCAUUUUGUUUGUACAGUUAAAAUCUUGCAAACGAUAUCACAACUCAUUUUAUCGACUAGUUCAGGUGGAUUUGCUUACGAACAUGUUAACCUAUGCAAACACGUGGAUCGCGCUUAGACUCGAAAAAUUCCAGUCGUGCAUUUUUAUGUUGAGAUGUGUGGAAUUUUAUGUCCCGUCUUUUUUGACCUUGUCGAAAUAUUUUUCGUUAUUUUUCAAUAACAUGCAAUUCCUGUUGGCAGCAGUUUUGAAUAUUCAUCGCAUUUCUUCAAUUUUAUUUCCAAUGAGUUGUGAAAAGUUCUGGUGUCGCUACUACAUUCUAGUGACCUUAGCCUUUUGCAUAUACAGUUAUCUUCCUCGCUUUUUGUGGGCUUCGAAGUUUACGGUUGAAGUCAAAAUCAUCAAUGGCACACUGACAAAGUUCCGGUAUCCCGAUGUAAUGGAUCAGGCUAUCAACGUAACUGCAGUCCUUAACGUUGUCUAUUUUAUAUUAAUUAUAAUAAUUGGUCUAGUCACAGUUAUUUUGGUAAACAAGAUGAAAGUGGUCUCCGAAUCCAAUCUUGUGGUAAAGCGAAAGCUGUCAAAAAUCUCAAUGACCUAUUGUUCAAUCUUCGCUGUUCAACUUACUUGGACAAUUGUGAACAGUUUGAAUUCGAAUUUCAGUUUAUUUCCUGAUAUAAUUCUGAAUGUAAAUACAUAUCUCCUCACAGUGGUCUCUGAUUUGGUAACUUUGGCACUUCCUUGGAUUUUGUUGAUUCACGAUGGAAAUGUGAGAAAAGGCAUAUUGGGUCAAAAGAUGCAACGUAGAACGAUGGUGGUUUCGUUGACCUAAUUUUUAUGGAAUUUUUUUUUGAUUUUAUCGCCAAAUGAAUAAUGACAAAACUG